Molecule: messenger RNA, 414 nt
Organism: Fusarium verticillioides 7600
Lineage: Eukaryota; Fungi; Ascomycota; Sordariomycetes; Hypocreales; Nectriaceae
Exons: 1
Coding region: 1-414 (137 amino acids)
Source: RefSeq, a predicted model, not a curated record
AUGUCGAGGCCACUGCGCGCUGAAGAAGCCCGAUACGUCGUCCAAGAUGGAGCCAUCUUCGUUUACGACGUCGAUUCCUCUGGAAUUCAUGAAUGGCGCGAUCAUCGUCAAUGGCAUGACGAGUUUGUGCUCGGCGACUUCCGAGUUUCGUGCGAAGCCGACCUAGACUCCGCGCAUCUCACUGGACGGUUGAUAAGACAGAGCAUAACUCUAUAUUGGAACGGCCUGGAGCACCAUGUCAUCUCAUACUUCCAGAUGGAUACCCUGCGCAGGGUUCUGUCUCGAGGCAUAGCACCGCCCCAAAGCUUGGAUCAGCUCCGAAUACGAGAUGGUCUUGUUGAGAUGCAACUACAUCUUCGCUAUAGCGUCGUGUACAGCCCUUGGUAUGGCUGGAUCUUGGCGACCGAGAGUUGA